CUCCUCCUCCUCUCGGCUUCAACCUCAGAUCUCAUCCGUUUCAGUAUUAGGGAUUCAAAUUUGGGGAAUUUUUUUUUCCCAAUUCGGUGCUUCUGGUCAGACUUCAAUCUCCGAUUUAUAUUGAAUUCAAUUAAAAAAAUGGUCAUGUAUCGUGACGAGAGCUAUAUGCACAGAUAAAUGGAAACGCAGCGGAUUAUCGAGUUUCCGCAUAGGAACAUGGACAAGAGACCAAGGAAGAGGCCUCGUUUAACAUGGGAUAAGCCCCCACCUCCUCCUCCUCUUCCUCCUCCUCGCUUGCAGGUUCUUCCUGCAAUAUAUUUCAGACAGGAGUUUGGGAAUGGAGUGGUUCCAAAUCAUGCUUGUCCGUCCAUGUUUUAUAGAGGAAUGCCUCGCAAUGGAUCACCGCCUUGGAGGCCUGAUGAUAAAGACGGUCACUACACUUUUUCCGUUGGUGAAAAUUUAACACCUCGAUACAGAAUUCUCAGUAAAAUGGGUGAAGGAACAUUUGGCCAAGUCUUGGAAUGUUUUGACAAUGAAAAGAAAGAAGCUGUGGCAAUUAAAAUUGUUCGCUCCAUAAAUAAGUAUCGUGAGGCUGCAAUGACUGAAAUCGAUGUCUUGAUGAGGCUAGCCAGACAUGAUGUUCAUGGUUCACAUUGUGUGCAAAUACGGAAUUGGUUUGACUAUCGUAAUCAUAUUUGUAUUGUAUUUGAGAAGCUUGGACCAAGCUUAUACGAUUUUCUCCGCAAAAACAGCUAUUGUUCUUUUCCCAUUGAUCUUGUUCGGGAGUUUGGCAGACAACUUUUGGAGUCUGUAGCAUUCAUGCAUGAUUUAUGCUUGAUUCACACUGAUUUGAAGCCAGAGAACAUUCUUCUUGUCUCAUCAGAAUUUACUGAAGUGCCAGACUGCAAGUUUCUGUCGCGGACCGCAAAAGAUUGCUCCUAUUUCAAGAAUCUACCGAAGUCAAGUGCCAUUAAGCUCAUCGAUUUUGGGAGUACAACAUUUGAACAUCAGGAUCACAGUUAUGUGGUGUCAACAAGACACUAUCGUGCGCCAGAAGUUAUCUUAGGUCUUGGGUGGAACUAUCCUUGCGACCUUUGGAGUGUAGGCUGCAUACUUGUUGAGCUUUGCUCUGGUGAGGCACUUUUCCAAACACAUGAGAACUUGGAACAUCUUGCCAUGAUGGAGAGAGUUUUAGGGCCACUACCUCCGCAUAUGGUGGGCAGGGCUGAUCGUCGAGCUGAGAAGUAUUUUAAAAGAGGUGCACGAGUAGGUUGGCCUGAUAGUUCAACUUCAAGAGAAAGCAUGAGGGCAGUUUGGAAAUUGCCGCGUUUGCCGAACCUUAUAAUGCAGCAUGUUGAUCAUUCUGCUGGCGAUUUGAUUGACCUCUUGCAAGGGCUUCUGCGGUAUGACCCUGCAGAACGGCUUAAAGCAAGGGAAGCAUUAAGACAUCCCUUUUUCUGCACAAGAGAUCCUAAAAGAUAUGGUUACCCUUUAUAAGUACCCCAAACAUAAUGGCCGGGAGGAGAAAACACGGUUGAGAGAAUGAAUGCCAUAACACAAAUAGUUGAAGUCGUUCGAUUGUUUGCUCCACUGUAUAGUAAAUUGCAUUUCGUUUUGUACUCUUGCAUUUUUUGAUUUUUCCUUCCCCCCCUCCCCCUUUUUUUAGCGUGUAAUUAGUUGCUGCCAUGGUGCUGCCCGUUCAAAUCGGAACUGUUUGAGGUGGAGUCAAAUGUCAUCUUCCUAAUUCGACUUGAUAGGUAGG
Molecule: messenger RNA, 1762 nt
Organism: Gastrolobium bilobum
Lineage: Eukaryota; Viridiplantae; Streptophyta; Magnoliopsida; Fabales; Fabaceae
Product: serine/threonine-protein kinase AFC1
Exons: 12
Coding region: 178-1497 (439 amino acids)
Biological process (GO): protein phosphorylation
Cellular component (GO): nucleus
Molecular function (GO): protein kinase activity; ATP binding
Source: RefSeq, a predicted model, not a curated record